UAGCUUAGUGCCCAGCGCCAUUGCUUCUCCACCAAACAAGUCCAUCCAUAGCACUAGCUAGCUUGUUCAUCAGCUUCGUCUCUUCCUACUAAGAACUUGUCCACCUUCCUUCAUUCAUCAAAGGGUAUGGCGGGGGUGGGCGUUGGGACGGGGGUGAUGAACUCCCUCCUCGGCAAGCUCACUGCCUUGCUCAGCGACGAGUACAAUCUUCUCAAGAGCGUCCGCAAGGAGAUCCAGUUCCUUGAGCGCGAGCUCAGCGGCAUGCGAGUCCUGCUGGAGAGGCUGGCGGACAUGGAGGAAAAACUCGAUGGCCUGGCAAAAGGCUGGAGAGACAGAGUGCGUGACCUCAGCUACGACAUAGAAGACUGCAUCGACCGCUUCAUGGACCGCCUUGGAAGCGGAGAUGCCAAGCCAAAGUUCAUGAAGAGGACGGCCCGCCGGCUCAAGACUCUGUGGGCGCGCCAUAACAUCGCGACUCAGAUCAAAGAGCUCAAAGCUCGCGUCGUGGAGGAAAGUGAGCGGCGUGACAGGUACAAGCUUGACGAGAGUUGUUACGGUCCAACGAAGACGGUGGAGAUUGACCCACGGAUAACCUCACUUCACGAGGAGGUCAAGGACUUGGUGGCAAUGGACGGCCGAGUGAAGCAAGUUACUGCUUUGUUGAUGGAUGAGAGUAUGGAGCUGAAAGUGUUGCCGAUUGUCGGGUCCGGAGGGUUGGGGAAGACGACCCUGGCCAUGGAGGUGUACCGCAAGAUUGGGGUGGACUUUCAGUGCCGAGGUUUUGUGUCGGUGUCACGUACUCUUGAUCUAGAGAAGCUCUUGAAGGAUAUUUUAUCUCAGAUUGAUAAAGAUGCUUAUGGCAACAGUAACCGUUGGGAAAAAGAACAAUUAAUCCGUGAAACCAAACAGAUCUUGACAGGAAAGAGGUACUUCAUUGUUAUUGAUGAUGUAUGGAAAGAACAAGAUUGGAAACUAGUCAAGGCAGCAUUUCCUGAGAAUAACAAUGGUAGCAGAAUAAUUGCUACUACACGCAUUACCGGUGUAGCUAAUCAGUGUUGUUCCAACUCCGGCGGUCAACCCUAUCAAAUGGUACCUCUAGAUGAUGAUGCUUCUCGAAAGUUGUUCUUGAAGAGAAUUUUCUCCUCGGAUGAUCCCUGUCCUUCUGAACUAGAAGAAGUUUCUACUGGGAUCUUAAGAAAAUGUGGCGGCCUGCCACUGGCUAUAAGUACAUUUGCAAGUUUGCUUGCCAAUAAGCCACAUAAGAAGGAUGAAUGGGAGAGACUGCAAGAUUCCAUUGGUACUGGUCCUUCGCUUGAUAAUGAUGGGAACUUAAAAGUGAUGAAAGAUAUAUUAUUACUUAGUUACUGGGAUCUUCCACAUCAUUUGAAGACUUGCUUGUUGUACUUGUCUAUAUAUCCAGAGGACCACAAGAUCAAGUGUAAAGAACUGAAAUGGAAAUGGAUGGCCGAAGGAUUCCUUGAUAGACAAUGGGGACGUUUGGAUGAGGUAGCAGAGAACUGUAUCAAUGAACUUGUCAAUAGAAAUAUGAUCCAAUCAGUUGAUGUUCAUUUCAAUGGUACAGUGAAAUAUUGUCGAGUCCAUGAUAUGGUGCUUGACCUUAUCAUAUCUUUAUCAGAUGAAGAGAAUUUUGCCACUGUUUUAAAUGGGCGUGUAUGCAAUCAAUUUCCAAACAAGAUUCGACGUCUGUCCAUGCAAUUUAGUGGCAAAGAGAAUAAUGGCGCAGUCUUUGCAAUUAAAGAAACCAAGAUAUAUGUUCGCUCACUGACUACCUUUUCGCAAUUUGGGCAGAUGCCCCACAUUGUCCUUGUGGACUUCCAUGCUUUGCGGGUGUUGGAUCUUGCAAGAUGUUAUUGGUUGAAAAACAAGGAUGUAAAACAUAUAGGAAGCUCGCGUCAGCUGAGGUAUUUGAGAAUUCGCAGUGGGGAAAUUACUGAGCUUCCUGAUGAAAUAGGAAAGCUGCAGCACUUAGAGACUCUGGAUUUGAGAUACUGUUAUUUUCUUCUAAGACUGCCAUCAACCGUGGCGCAGUUGCGGAAAUUGGUGCGCCUAUUUGUCAGCUAUGGAACACAAUUACCUGCAAGUGGGUUCUGGAGUCUGCAAGCCUUGGAGGAGUUACGCGUCCGCGAAACUGACGACCCAGUGAGAUUUGCGGAGGAAGUAAAUGAGUCGGGCAAAUGCAACCUUCGCUAUCUUCAUACUAGUGAACAGAUAGCCGAGCGUCUGUUCUGUAACCCAUGCUGCACAUACCCUUACCUCCAAGUUCUUAAAAUUCAGUGUGGUUUUGGAAUGGUUCCCAGGGGAAUGGCCUCCCUCAAGAAUCUCGUGAAACUAUGCAUAAAUGUCAAGGAAUUUGAUUAUGAGGGUCUCCAAGUUCUCAUGGGCAUGCCUUCUCUGGCCAAUCUGGAGCUUGACAUAAUAAGAGUUGCCAUUAAUGAAAAGCUGAUCAUCGAUAGUGAUGGAUUCAAACUGCUAAAGGUCUUCCGCUUCCACUAUACACUCUUUCCAAAUGGUAUUGAAGUGAAACCAACGGGUGGACUGCAGCUAGCAUUUGCACCAGGUGCCAUGCCAGCACUCCGUUGUCUCCGUCUUGACUUGAGCCCAAUGAUUGUGGCGUCCAACUUUUUUGCAGACUUGGUUGUCGAGCAUCUUCCGGGCCUUGCACAGCUCGAGGUCGAAAUCGAUUGUUACGAAGCAGCUCCAGGCAGGGUGAAGGCUAUGGAGUGUUCCAUUGAAAAAGCAACCAACUUGCUCCCCAAGUGCAGAAUCCGUGUCAGGAAAGCCUUUGAACGUCUCAUGUUUAAGGAUGACGAGGAGUGGGAAGAUGUCGUCACAAAAAGAAUCUCAGCGAAGAAGGGAGACCAGAAGAAUGAGAGAGUGACCACCAAGAACUAGCCACCUAGCUUAAUCCUGGUAACUCAAAUGAUGGUGAUUUUUUUUACUCACUCCUACGAGUAGCAUUUUUUUUAUAAUAUGUCCUACACCUAUCUUGAACAGUAUCUACAAAGUCCAGUCCUGCUACUUAUUGCAAAGUCUGCAACUCAACUGGCCGGCCAUCAGGAUUUGGUUCCAAAAGUGACUUUGUUGAGCGGAUCACAUCACGUGUAUUCAAGCUGAUUUAUCUGUAGUGUGAGCUAGUAUUUUUUUUCUUCCUAAAUCUAUCCUCAGCCUCCCCUGUCUUGCUGGGUUGCUUGAGUUAGAACAGACAUUAGUAGUAGAUGUGUUUUCAAUUCGCUGUUGGGGAAGCUUGACUUGUGUAGCACCCCUGAGUUCUAUUUAUCUCUUGUGGUGGCAAAACUAUGUUGUUGUGUGUGUACGAUAAUUGAAGCAAGCGCGGCUCUUGUCCACUGAUCUGCCAUAUGAUAUGAAUGCAGUCCCCUUGACUGACGCUGUAACAUUCAAGCAAACAUAUUUUCUC
Triticum aestivum (bread wheat) is the source of this 3436-nucleotide messenger RNA. Its product is annotated as disease resistance protein RGA5-like. Lineage: Eukaryota; Viridiplantae; Streptophyta; Magnoliopsida; Poales; Poaceae. The transcript is spliced from 3 exons. The record is from RefSeq and is a predicted model, not a curated record. Gene Ontology annotation, molecular function: ADP binding. Gene Ontology annotation, biological process: defense response to other organism. The coding region runs from base 127 to 2913 and encodes 928 amino acids.